AACAAUAUCUCAUUCAUUUAACCUUGUCCCACUCUCUUCGGCUCUCUCUUUUAGCUCGUUCUUCCUCAUCCUCCCCAAAACCCCUCCAAAGCUAGGAUAAUUUGAAAUUUAUUGUAGUCGUUUUUUUGGAUCUGGAUCUGUAAGUUGCGUAGAAAGUAAAUCGAUGGAUACUCGUAAAAGGGGAAGGCCUGAAGCUGGCUUCAACAGUAAUGGUGGCUUCAAGAAAACUAAGCCAGAAAUGGAAUCAACUGGUGUAGGAAGCAAAUCGAAGCCAUGCACCAAGUUUUUCAGCACUGCUGGUUGCCCCUUUGGUGAGAGCUGCCACUUCCUGCACUAUGUUCCUGGUGGUUACAAUGCUGUAGCCCAGAUAAUGAACCUUGCACCAGCUGUUCCACCAGCUUCUAGAAACAUGGCAGCACCACCACCCAUCCCAAAUGGAUCCUCUGCUGUUAAAACUCGCUUGUGCAACAAAUUUAGUAGUGCUGAAGGUUGCAAGUUUGGUGACAAAUGCCAUUUUGCACAUGGUGACUGGGAACUUGGCAAGCCUAUUGCUCCUUCUCAUGAUGAUCCUCGUGGCAUGGCAACUAUUGCUGGUCGUAUGGGCAGUCGGAUGGAGCCUCCACCCCCAUCAGGUCCUGCUGCUAGCUUUGGUGCCUCAGCGACUGCAAAAAUUAGUGUGGAUGCCUCUCUUGCAGGAGCCAUAAUUGGGAAGGGUGGUGUGCACUCCAAGCAGAUUUGUCGUCGAACAGGAGCAAAACUUUCUAUUCGGGAGCAUGAGUCAGAUCCCACCCUCAGGAACAUUGAGCUUGAAGGAUCAUUUGAGCAAAUUAAACAAGCCAGUGCAAUGGUUAGAGAGCUAAUUAGCAGCCUUGGUCCAGUCUCAGGUCCUGCCAAAACGCCUGGUGUGCCUGGUGGGCAAGGGCAUCCGGGAAGCAACUACAAGACAAAGUUAUGUGACAAUUUUGCAAAGGGAAGUUGCACUUUUGGGGAAAGAUGUCACUUUGCACAUGGUACUGCUGAAUUGCGAAAGUCAGCAGUGUGAGGGCUACUAGUUCUUUCCUAGUAGUUGAUAGCCUGAGAUAUUUUGUAGUCUUGUAUCCGUGAGAGCCUUGUUUAACAUGGUAGCUGUGCAAUACUAUCUAGUGGAAGUGAUUUGGGUGAGGGUUUUUUUGGGCUUUCUUAGUCUUUAUUUUUUAUUUGUAACUGUCAAAUUUAGUAUCCGCAGUUUCCCCCUUCUCUGAGUUCCCAUCAAUCUUUUAAUGUGGUUUUAUAAGCUUAGAGCAGCAGAUGAUGAUCUUCUUUUUUGGGGUAUAAUGUGGUUUUAAUGUCA
Messenger RNA from Theobroma cacao (cacao), 1330 nucleotides. Its product is annotated as zinc finger CCCH domain-containing protein 52-like. Gene Ontology annotation, molecular function: mRNA binding; metal ion binding. The record is from RefSeq and is a predicted model, not a curated record. Lineage: Eukaryota; Viridiplantae; Streptophyta; Magnoliopsida; Malvales; Malvaceae.